Molecule: messenger RNA, 3401 nt
Organism: Populus nigra (black poplar)
Lineage: Eukaryota; Viridiplantae; Streptophyta; Magnoliopsida; Malpighiales; Salicaceae
Exons: 4
Coding region: 1182-2840 (552 amino acids)
Source: RefSeq, a predicted model, not a curated record
AGAAGAGUUGAGGAAAAUACAUCCUCUCAAAGCAAUUCUCUCUCUUUCUUUGUCACACACAAGUGAGAGAGAGAGAGAGAGAGAGAGAGAGAGAGAGUCACAAAAUUAUAUGGACCUAAGUCCCCCUUCCCGUUACGUUUUUUCCUUUGCUGUCUGUUCUCUUUCUCUCUCGCGUGUUACUUCCGAAGACAAAUAAAAGAAACCCCUUUCCGAGAAGAACAAUAGCAAAAACAGAGAAAAAAAACUAAGCAGAACACGAAAAAAGAUCAAGGCUUGUUGUUGUUUCAGCUCAAGAUACUCAAUAAAGAAAGGGAAAGAUCUUGUUCCUCUACAAUAAUAUUCUGUUUGUUGUAGCGGACAAGGGUUUUUGAUUCAAGAGCACAGCAGGAAAUGAGCUGUCUUUCAAGUGAUUGGAGUUGUGGAUUGGACAAUUUUUGCUUGUCGCAAAUUUGAGAUUGCAUGGAGUGGUAUUGUUGAGCAUUGCUUGUUUUUGGGGCAUGGAAGAAGAUUGUACAUUUAGGAUUGUUUGGCAGUGAUCAAUAAUUUGUGUUUCUGUUGUCUUGGAGGGUAAGGGAUUCUGGGCUUUGGAUAUUUCGUGCUUGAUCUUGAACUUGGGAAUGAUUUGUGUACCAGGGUUUGGUUUUAAGGGAAAGGAGGUGAUGAUUCUUUGUUGGCACAGAAGACAUCAUAGAAGAUCAGAUUGUAGUGGGCAAUUUUCAUUUCUCAAGAAACCUUUUGGUUUAACAUAAUUUGAGUAUAGUUCUUCGUCAAGAAGGAAAACUUCUCAAAGUUAUUGCAACUGAGUUUUUGUUGAACUAUUGCAGUAUAGUGUAGUAUAAUAGCAGAUUCAACCGAGCAGAUUAGUUUUGAGCUUGGCUAUUGAAGUUAAUUGUUUUUAACGGCAAAGUACUGCAUUGAAAUUAAUUUCCUGUGAAUUCCGUCUCACUGGUGUGUGCAUUACUGUGAAGGGAAUUUUGGUGGGUUUGGAACUCGUGGCUGUUGGAUGUGAUAUACGAGUUCAUGGAGAAGUGUUGAAGCUGGAAAUGAAUGUGGGGACAUGGUGCAUGGACAGGAGCAUAGUUACUGGUCCAUUCCCUUUUCGGAACAGUGCUACUGGAAAGUAAUUCAAUCAUUUUCUUUGGUGAAAGGCAUUGCUGUUUUGUGUUUUGGGUUUCUGUUCAAUGUCGCGUUGCUUUCCCUUCCCACCACCAGGAUAUGAAAAGAAGGCCAGGAGUGACGAUGUUGAUUUACUAAAGAAGGAGAAGGAGAGAGAGAAGAAGCCCAAGAAGGAGAAGAAAGAUAAAGAGAAGAGAGAAGAUAAAGAAAAGAGGGAGAAAGAUAGGAGUGAUGGAAAGCAUAGGGAUAAGAAAGACAAAAAGGAAAAGCAUAGAGAGAAAAAGGAGAAGGAUAGAGAAAAAAGUAGCGCAUCAGAUGAAAAGAGACUUCCGGGGCAAGCUAAGCUUGACAAUGGAGGAGAUAAAGCCUCAGGUGAAAGGAAACUUCCUGGGCAAUCAAAGCAUAUCAAUGGAGAUAAAGCCUUGGAUGGCAGGAAAUUUCCAGAGAAAUCUGAGGGUAAUGGUGGAGAGAUUAGUGCUCAGAAAGGUAAGGAAAGGGAUGGGGAGAAGAAUAGCAUCUCUGGUGAGAAGAAAUUUGCUGGGCAAUUUUCAGGUUACAAUGGUCAGAAGCUCAUUCAAAUUAACAGCAAUUUAUCUCACCAUACUAGGGAUUCUAAAUUUGUACAAGAGCUGGGAAAGAGAGCCAGAGAUGAAGACAAAAACCAGUUCUUUGAGAGGUUUCCUGGUAAAGAUGCAAAAGGGGAUGAGGGAAUGGUCAGACUGGUGGCGAAAGCCCCUAGCAAUUGGGUUGAUGGAAAAGAAAAGAACAAGAGAGAUGAUGAUGGAAACAUGGAUGGUCAAGGAAUCAGGGAUGAAGCAAGAUUUAAUGGCAGUACUCAGAGCCUUUCUGCAACAUUUCAAGCUAGAUGUGAUGAGACGCCAAGACCACUGGAGAAAGACAUUGAGAAGAUGGAAGGGAAGGAUAAGUCCAAACAAAAGGAAAGCAAUCAUAAACGCAAGUAUAAAGAGAAAAAAGGCAAAGAGAAGGAUAAAGUCAGGGAUAAGGAGAAGAAAAGGGAGGAGAAACCAAAGGAGAAAAGUGAGCAUAAGAAGAAAGAGCAAGAUAAAUUGAAGGAAAGUGGUAGGUCUGAUGCUGUAGCUAAUAAUACUGUAAAACCCUCUCAUCUUCCGAAGGAGAUCACUAAUAGUGCUGUUCAUGAAGUAAAUAUCAAGAAACGAAAGGACUCAGACACAAAUGGAUUUUUGCAUGCUAAUGAUAUUAAGCCGGAUAAGUUGCCAAGACCUGCUUCGUCCUUGACUCUAUCAGCUGAGAAUGGAAGGAUGUUGGGAACUUGCCAAAAUCCCACUGCAGCUAUACAAGGUAAGCAGGAGGCUGUCAAUAAUGAUAAGGUGGAUAAUAAAGGACACAAGAUAAAUGGUUUGAUAGAAGCUCAAGCUCUGUCAAUCUCCUCAACAACUCAGCCGCUAUCUAUCUCUUUAAGGAAGCCGUUGCAUUCAACUGCACUAACGGAUCAAAUAGCUGAAGUGUCUAAGAAACAAACCCAUCCAGAUUCCAAGUAUCUGCCUUAUGUGCUUACAGUGCCCAAAAUGGAAGAUUGUUCUGAUUUCGAGGACCAAGAAUGGCUAUUUCAGAGCACCAAUUCCCAAGCAAAGAAGCCCAAGGUUGGAUUUUCAGGGGUCGACGAGACACCACCGGUGUGGUCAGAAGCUCUACACUUUGAGUGGGCUGAUGUUUAUGCGCUGCCAUACGUGAUUCCCUAUUGAUGAUUUCAGCAAUUGGACAUGGUUGACAAUCCGGAACAAUCUAAUGUCUUGGACCCUCCGUAGAACCACAUCGAGGAGAGGUAUGGCAACAUUUGGGCAUUGGGUUGGUUAUUCGAUUCUCAAGCUGCAUUUUUCUGAUUCCUUGGACAGUUUGGUCUGCAACUGCCAGAGUAUCGAGGCAGUAGUGGUGUGCAUUCUUUAACUGCCUGAGUUUUGAAAAGGUGGUGAAUGCAAGCUAAUGAUCUCAGACACUUCAUUGCAUACCGGAGCGAGCACGAAUAGAAAGGUAUUGUUGAAGGGCAGGUUUUUCCUCCUUCCUUCCGGCACAGUAUCACUAAUUCAUUCAGAAAAAGUAAUUGAGCAGGGUUGCUUGGAAGAGAUGCACAAGCCUGUGCAAUUUUAUUCUAUUUGCCUUUAGCCAAAGCUCUUUCCAGUUGAAAAAUGUAAGAGGAAAUGGCUGUGGUCUUGGCGACUCCACAAAAAUUUUGAUUUGUAACAUACGAUUACGAGGCUUAAUUUACAGAAAAUAUUAUAUAGAAGAAAAGUAGUAGCAUUCAUUUA